AUGGGACGAGGACAAACACGUGACUAUGAUCAUGUGACUAUGAUCGUCCCAUUCCGCAACCUUGCGAUGUCCAUCCUGGCUCCGUCCGUCCAAUUCCGAUCGUUCAUUCCCUCCCCUUUGUACCACAAGAUGUACGCCUCCUCCGCCAUCCGUGCCCGUCUGGCCACCGCCGCUGCCCGUCGUGGCUUCUCUACCACCCGCACUCAGUUCGGUAGCCCCUACCACUACGCUGAGGGACCUCGCACCAACAUCCCCUUCAACCCCCUGACCAAGCACUUCUUCUGGCGCUACUGGGCCUUCAUGACUGUUGGUUUCGGCUCUCCCUUCGCCAUUGCCGUCUGGCAAACCUACAAGACCAAAUAA
Messenger RNA from Penicillium pulvis, 363 nucleotides. RefSeq names its product cytochrome c oxidase VIIc family protein. Bases 1 to 363 code for a protein of 120 amino acids. The transcript has 4 exons. The record is from RefSeq and is a predicted model, not a curated record. Gene Ontology annotation, biological process: mitochondrial electron transport, cytochrome c to oxygen. NCBI's taxonomy places the organism in Eukaryota, Fungi, Ascomycota, Eurotiomycetes, Eurotiales, Aspergillaceae.